Molecule: messenger RNA, 2824 nt
Organism: Dipodomys ordii (Ord's kangaroo rat)
Lineage: Eukaryota; Metazoa; Chordata; Mammalia; Rodentia; Heteromyidae
Gene: Rnf144a
Product: ring finger protein 144A
Exons: 8
Coding region: 182-1060 (292 amino acids)
Biological process (GO): positive regulation of proteasomal ubiquitin-dependent protein catabolic process; ubiquitin-dependent protein catabolic process; protein polyubiquitination
Cellular component (GO): ubiquitin ligase complex; Golgi apparatus; cytoplasm
Molecular function (GO): zinc ion binding; ubiquitin protein ligase activity; ubiquitin conjugating enzyme binding
Source: RefSeq, a predicted model, not a curated record
UGGGGCUCCCCCUUCCUGGUGGGAUACCUGGUUCCAGAGACCUCCUGCUCCUCCUCCUCCCCAUGUGGGCUUCUGAAGGGAGGGAAGAGCCAGCCGUGUGCAUGUAAGCACAGUGGGACCCCAGGCCUGGCUGGAAGACACCCCUCCGUUCUCCUCUGCAUCUCUCACAGGCUGCUCUGCAAUGACCACAGCAAGGUACCGGCCCACCUGGGACCUGGCCCUCGACCCGCUGGUGUCCUGCAAGCUGUGCCUCGGGGAGUAUCCGGUGGAGCAGAUGACCACCCUGGCCCAGUGCCAGUGCAUCUUCUGUACCCUGUGCCUGAAACAGUAUGUUGAGCUCUUGAUCAAAGAAGGGCUAGAAACUGCGAUUAGCUGUCCUGACGCUGCCUGUCCUAAACAGGGCCACCUUCAGGAGAGUGAGAUCGAGUGCAUGGUUGCAGCUGAAAUUAUGCAAAGAUAUAAAAAGCUACAAUUUGAAAGAGAGGUGCUCUUCGACCCCUGCCGGACAUGGUGUCCUGUGUCCUCCUGCCAAGCGGUAUGCCAGCUACAGGACCCGGCGCUCCAGACCCCGCAGCGGGUACAGUGCAAAGCCUGCAGCACCGAGUUCUGCUCCCUCUGCAAAGCCAGCUGGCACCCUGGCCAAGGCUGCUCGGAGUCCAUGCCGAUCACCUUCCUUCCUGGGGAGACCAGCUCUGCUUUCAAGAUGGAAGAGCCCGAUGCGCCCAUCAAGCGGUGCCCCAAGUGCAAGGUGUACAUCGAGCGGGAUGAGGGCUGCGCACAGAUGAUGUGCAAGAACUGCAAGCACGCCUUCUGCUGGUACUGCCUGGAGUCUCUGGAUGACGACUUCCUCCUGAUCCAUUAUGAUAAGGGGCCCUGCCGGAACAAGCUGGGCCACUCCCGCGCAUCCGUGAUCUGGCAUCGGACGCAGGUCGUGGGGAUUUUUGCUGGAUUUGGGCUUCUACUCUUGGUGGCCUCUCCCUUCCUGCUCCUGGCCACUCCCUUCGUACUCUGCUGCAAAUGCAAGUGCGGCAAAGGUGAUGACGACCCCUUACCCACCUAGACGAUGGCCGGUGCCGGGAGAGACCCCUGCCUCGAGAAGCACGGCUCCCCAGCCCACCACUCUCCGCUCACUAAACGUGUAUCUUGCCUUAUGUGCCCCACGGAGCUUCACAGCGUCAGGCUGGAUGCCACGAUGUCAGGGACACCAGCAGGCUCGCUGAGGCCGCAGGCGCGGUCACCUGGGCGUGGGCACGGCGAGGCCCAGUAGUGUGUCCCACAGAUCCAGUCUCUGCAGACCAGGUCGAUGGCCUGGUAGGCAGUUUUCCAGGCAGUUUCCUACCACGGCUGGAGUCUGGGAAUUGUCUGGUGCAGGUUAAGAGUUCUGAUUAGACAAAGCUUUGUCCAUUUCCUCCUCUGCUUCAAGAUGGCGUCCUGCUGGUGAAGGAUGAAGUCUUAAGGAUUCCAGCUCUCUUCAGACAGAAGCCAGUGAUUCCCACUUGAGACAAGCACUCUGUUUAGGACAACUUUUUUUUUUUUUAUUACUCAAGGCGUUUAGUAAAAUCCUUUUUAGGAGAGGCUUUUUUUUCCAACUGAGUAGUGAAAAAUCAACAAGGUGCAUAUAUGCCAUCCUAUGCCUUUCUGGAAAUGUGCAUUUUAAGAAGUUAGAGUUAAAUGACUUUCCUGGCUUUGACCCAUUUUCAGGAGAUUUAGAAAGCCUUAUUCACUCUGUGUUUUUACUGAAACUUGCUGUAAUACCUUUUGAAUGCUGUAAGCUGCAUAUUCUUAUAAACGUGGGUCAUAUACACUACAUCACUUUGAAAACAUUGACACGUUUAGAGGAACGUCAUUCCCACUUAGGUUUGCCUUUUGUUCUUCUUUGGUGAUUCAGCCAGCUCACCGGGCGGGCACCUCCCUGCUCAUCAACAGCAUACCUUCGCAUAUCUUUGAACCAAAUAUCUUCUUUGGAAGUAGUUCCACUCAGAGUCACUGUAGUUUGGCCUCUUGCUUUCGUUUUCAAGUGCACAGUUCGAAGUGUGCAUUAUUUACACUUGGAAGUCAGGGUUUCUGCUAACAGCUGAGGGGCUCUUAAGAGGCCAGCUAGAGUUUUCUGGAUUUUCACAUUUUUUUCUUGGAGAAAUUUUGUGUCUCAUGGAGUUCGAGCCCAGCCUUGUCGCUAACCGGCUGACUGUGGCUGCUGGGAAAUCACCCGCCAUUUUGCUUAGCUCUUUCUACGUGGGAUGGGAUCAUGUGGCUUUUCCCAGGGCCGUGUGGGACUGUUUCCACAGCAACGCAAAGCCCGGAUGGAUAUGAAGCUGCACUGUUCUCUGUCCUUCAAAUCCGACAAGUGGACAACAUGCUUCCUUUAAAGAGAAUUGACUCCCAAAGCCAAGCGUGCUAACCAGCAACAAAGGCACGUGCUGUGGAGUCCCCAUGGAGGGAUUCCUGGAGGCAGAUUAAGGAAUCUACAAAGAAGUAAAACAAAACAAAAUCCUUUCUAAUCUGUUAUUUUUUUUUCAUUGCUAGCUCAUUUUUAAAAUACGGUUUUGUGUGACUGUGUGUGUGUGAGUCCACAGUGUGUGAUCAGUCUCAGGUCCUGGUGCCCCUCCCUGUCCCGAAAGAUCAUCUUCAUUUCUUGACAGUGAAUAGUUGAGGAAAAACACAACCAUUUGUUCUUUUCAUGGCUGAAACCCAUUUUCUCACGAGAUUAAAGCCAUUUAGAAGAUCCGUCCUGUGUCAAAACUUUGGCCCAAACAUUCUCUGUGUAGUUACAGCUUCAAAGUUCAAAGUUCAAGACUUGGAUAAGAAGCUGGGUGCUGAUGGCUCU